This is a messenger RNA of Puntigrus tetrazona (Sumatra barb), 1482 nucleotides long. It is a transcript of the gene sprn2, whose product is annotated as shadow of prion protein 2. The record is from RefSeq and is a predicted model, not a curated record. The coding region runs from base 136 to 546 and encodes 136 amino acids. Gene Ontology annotation, cellular component: membrane. NCBI's taxonomy places the organism in Eukaryota, Metazoa, Chordata, Actinopteri, Cypriniformes, Cyprinidae. Gene Ontology annotation, biological process: protein homooligomerization. The transcript is spliced from 2 exons.
CUGCCUGUCGAGUGAGUGACAGAUUCAUAAAGUGGUUGUUUACAGCAAAGAGUAGCUUGUCACAGUAAGGUUGAGCAGUUCAAGCGGUGAAUAGAAGCCAGCGAUCAGCACUAUCACCAGGGAGCGCCAGUCGUGAUGGGUAAUCAGAAGAUCCUGAUCGUUUGGGUGUGGAUGUUACUGUUGGCGUCGUUGCAUCCCUGGGCGCACUGCAAGCGUGGAGGAGGUUUCGGUGGCAGGAGUAAGGGAGCGGGUCUGCCAGACAGAGCUCCUCCUUCCCAGAGCAAAGGCAGACAGGGCCUUAAGCUGGCAGGUGCUGCAGCCGCGGGGGCUCUCGGUGGAGCGGCCAUCGGCUAUGGGCUGGGCUCUUUGGGAAGGCCGAGGUAUGGCUACGGCUACGAUGGCUCCUCAGAGGGGGACAGGCGCUACGAUGGACCGGGAUACAAUCGCACGGACUCGAGAUAUUACAGGAACAAAGGCAGCUCCGAACACGUGACCAGCGUCCUCAUAAUACUCGGAACGGUCACACACGUCUUCAUGUGGGGAUGAGUUCAGGGUUUGAGGCAGACGAGAUGCAAAGAGGGUUUAUUUUGGAUGCAAUCAUUUUCGUUGGUAAAGUGUUUGAUAGAGAGAAACCUAACGUACACCAGCAAUAUAUUUGGAGAAAUAUGAAACUUAUUAGACCGCACAAACUACUAGGUUACACAAACUACGGGUCAAAUGUUAAAAGUGAAACUUAAAACGAAAUUACAUUGGCCUUGCAUACAUUUUAACACACACACACACACCUUGUGUGAAUUACACUUAUAUACUCUGCACUUUGUAGUUCAGUUUGCUGUCUCUGUGAACGUUUGACAGAAAAAAAAAAUCAAUAAAACACUGACCAUCGUUUAGUGAUCUCACAGAACUUACCGGUAUUUUGAGACAAAUAUGUGAAUUAUGCUUUACCGCCAUCUUUGUACUUAUCUGUUUGUAUGGCAAUUUAAGCUACUUAGCUACUUCUGAAAGCGACUAAUGAUGUAUGAUGAUGUGCAUAUCCUAUAAUAUAUGUCCCAAAUUGGUAGACCUGGACUGAUUUAAAUAUCAGUUUUACUAUUUAACAUAUUCAAAUAUUUUAGCUAUACGUGAUGAAUGUAAAAUUCUAUUUAAUUCAUGUGUUGCUAUACCACACAAUUCUGCAAUUAUAUGUCACUGUGGAUUUUAAUUUAGGAUUUAAUUUAUUGGAGUCAAAAGUCAUUCAAUGCAACUGAAUGACUUUUGACUAUAGCUUUAAAUAGCAAUACAAUUAUUUGAUGCAAACUCUUUUAGGGUUGGGCAAAAUGAAAAGCAGCCUGACAUAAAAGUGCUUUUGCUGUUCUUUUCGUUCCAGUGAUAUCAUUUAAUACGCUACUUUUGGUUUCAGGGUUUGAUUUGUAUUUUGGUUUUAAUGUCACUGUGUUCUCUUUGCUGUUUUCAGAGUGAAAUGAAUAAAUAAUUGACAGCUUA